AGCGGUAACAGGUUCUCUCCGUUCACUUUAAUUCAAGAUAAAGGAAAUUCCAUUUGCGAUAGGAACUCAGAUCGGCUGUUCCUAAAUCCAAACGAACAUAUUUAAUGUAACACGUCGACGAGUAAACAUGGCAGCCUGCACGAGGAAUAUAGCAAAAGUUUUAACUGGAUGCCACAGACACUUGCUGAUACCUUGCGGUCAGUCUUUGACUAGCAUCUCACAGACUGCCUCUAGACAUCUCCCGACCAGGAACUUUGCUGCAGCAGCGAAGCCAGCCAAAAAAGAAAAGAAAGAUGAAAAGACAACGGUGGAGAAGAGGGAGCGGAUCAUUGACAACACAAAUCGGCAUAAGCCAUACGGCUACACGGCCUGGUCCCCCACUGAUGACGUCUACAUAACGAAGUUCUAUCCCAAACCAGUCUAUGACCCCGGCACGGCAGUGGACAUGCUGAAGAGUUUUCAGCGGAUAGAUCUCACCUCCCCAAAGCAACCAGUUUACAUCGACUUGAAGCUGGAUAUGAAGCUGGAGAAGAAGAAAAAAGUGGAUCCAUUUGUGAGCACGGUUCAUUUGCCACACCCAUUCAAGACAGAAAUGAACAAAGUCUUGGUUUUCACAGAGGAUCCAGAUCAGGCCAAACUAGCAGUGGAGAACGGCGCGGCUUUUGCGGGAGGGGAGGAGCUCAUUCCGAAGAUACUGGAUGAGGAAAUAGUAGCCGAUUUUUACCUGUCGGUGCCGGGAUUCAUCAAUAAACUGAACCCCUUGAAAAACAAGCUCCGGAAGAAGUUUCCCAAGAGCAAGAGAGGGCUGGUUGGAGUGGAUAUUCUAAAAAUGCUUCAGCUAUUCAAGACGGGCCACGAAUACCUGGUGGAAAGAGACUGUUACGUCGUGACGAAAAUAGCUACGCUGGACAUGCCAAAGGAGCACAUACUGUCCAACCUGCAGACCGUCAUUGAGGAUGUGUGCACACACAGGCCGGCCAGUUUCGGUCCUUUCAUUCAGAAGGCUAUCAUUAGCAGCGCGACGAGCGAAGCACUGGAAUUCCAGUUCCACCCUCCAGCCGUGGAGGAGGAUGCAGUUUGAAAGACCAUUUGAAGCCGAGCGCAUUGUGUCCCUUUGUAAAAUUCCAAAAAUUCAAAAUAUUAAAGUCUGUGAAUUUCUGUUUC
Messenger RNA from Anguilla rostrata (American eel), 1164 nucleotides. It is a transcript of the gene mrpl1, whose product is annotated as mitochondrial ribosomal protein L1. The coding region runs from base 128 to 1081 and encodes 317 amino acids. Lineage: Eukaryota; Metazoa; Chordata; Actinopteri; Anguilliformes; Anguillidae. The record is from RefSeq and is a predicted model, not a curated record. The transcript is spliced from 9 exons.